Molecule: messenger RNA, 2132 nt
Organism: Eupeodes corollae
Lineage: Eukaryota; Metazoa; Arthropoda; Insecta; Diptera; Syrphidae
Gene: BNIP3
Product: BCL2/adenovirus E1B 19 kDa protein-interacting protein 3
Exons: 6
Coding region: 828-1340 (170 amino acids)
Biological process (GO): positive regulation of apoptotic process; mitochondrial outer membrane permeabilization
Cellular component (GO): mitochondrial outer membrane; nucleus; mitochondrial envelope
Source: RefSeq, a predicted model, not a curated record
UUUGAAAAAUACGCAGUUUUCAUUCUGUUCGCGAGCUUACUGCUUGUCUGUUCGUUUAUUGCAGUGUGUAAUUUGAAAGAGAAAUAACAAAAUAUCCUGUUGCCCAGUUGUUGUCUUUGUUUUUAUUUAACAUUUGCUACGUCAAAUAAAAUUUAAAUUGUGUUGAUUUUGUGGAGAUUUAAAUUUAAAAUAUUCAUCGGAAUUCGGAUCUGGGGAAAACUACCAACUCGAAAAAACGGUUAAUUUUAUACAAAAGAAAAAGAUCUGUGAAAAAAUUCAAUUUCCUCAACAAACUUUUCUCUCUAUUUACCGAACGAAAGAGAAAAAGUGCAACAUAGCAUAGAAAAUCAGAAACGCAAAAGAAUAAAGAACACAUUUUUAUAAAUUUAUUUACAUUUUUCUGCGCUGCGCUGCGUCUGCCCUACGUAAACGUACGCCCCUCAGGCCUCAACAGUCGGUAUCCCUCGUUCACGUUGUUGGAAUUGGAAUAAAUUCCUAUUGCCAUUUUUUUUCUGGUCUCCCAUCUCGCCAAAGAAAUUAAAAUUAAUUGCUAGAAAUAGACAAGUUUUUCGUUUUGUUUGUGUCCACACUCAGACUCAACCGAACGAGGUGAAAACCUGUUUCUAUCCCACGGUCCACGGCGGAAAAGGGAGUGAAAAGAGUUUCUGUGAAAGAAGAAAACAGGUCUAAUAAGCCAAAAUCAAGAUGACCUCAACACCACCAAAGACUGGUGAAGAUUUGCUUGGCGAAUCAUGGAUUGAAAAAUAUUUUAUAUUUCCUUUUUUUUUAUUUUAGAAUCAUGGAUUGAAUUAAGCACCGCUGCCGCAAUGGCUGGUGUUAAGAGUCCCGACAGAAUAACACCAUUACCAUUUUCAUCGGGUGAAGAGUAUUUGAGACUUUUGCGUGAAGCACAAAGAGAAUCGAAUCAAUCGAGUCGUGUUGUUUCUCUUGCCAGUUCCAGACGUGAUACCCCUAGGGAUAGUCCAAAAUCACCACCAAACAGUCCAAAUACAGAACUUUGUCCUGAUGAAGAUCUCAAACAUGUAUACAUCAAUUAUUGGAGCAAAGAGGGUGAAGCGCAAAAAGACACAGAUUGGUUUGGUGAAUGGAGUAGUCGACCUGAUCAACAACCUCCAAAAGAUUGGAAAUUCGAGCAUCCAAAGAAGAAAAGCGCUGGCUAUUCUAUUCGUUUGACUCGUUUGGGUAAAAAUUCUCUAUUCUCCAGGGAAAUCCUUUAUUCGCUUAUAUUGAGCAAUGUCCUCUCACUCCUUUUGGGAGCUGGUUUAGGAUUAUGGCUAAGCAAACGUGGCAUUCUCUUCACAAGAGUUGUUAUUGACUGAAUUUUUAAACGAAUGAAUUAAAAAUAAAAUAUUCGAAAGAAAAAAGAAUAAUAAACAAUUUAUAAACAAAACACACACAUAAAAUAUGCAUAUUAUCAUUCAAAGUAAUUAUAAUUAUUUACUACAAUUUUCUAUUAUUCUCCUUAAAACUAUAAAACAAAUGAAAACAAAACAAACAAACAAAAACAAGCUAUAAUUUUAUUUAGUGAUAAAUAUAAAAAGAAGCUCGAAGGGAGAAAAGUGAGCAUUUGUAUGGUUCCAAGUUAACCGGAAAACGGAUACCAACUUAUAUAAUAUUUCUAUUUUAUUACUUUUGAUAUAUAAAUAUAUGAAAUAAACAACAAAAAUCGAUAGAAUUUAAUAACAUUAUAAUAAUAUAAAACAUUUAUAAAAAAAUAAUUUAAGAUGUAUUUAAAUUAAUUUUGUUUGAAUGAAAAAAAAAAAACAAACAAAAAAUAUUAAAUUAAUUGAAGUUAGUAACUGCUUUUUAUGAACAGUUUAAAAAAGAAACAAAAAAUUUGAUUGAUUUUAUUUCUUUGUUUAAUUUAAUUAAAAAGAGAGGAUACACGUAAACGUUAAAAGGAAAGAAGGAGAUUCUCAAGCAACUGUAUAAGCUUCUUAUAAAAAUUGAGAUGUCUAAAGAUUUAUUAUUAAUUUUUUUAUUUAAACAAAAUUUAAUUUUUCUUCUUUUUUAAGUAUUUCUUGUUUGCUUUUGUUAUGAUUAUUACAGCUUUUAAAAUAUAUGAAAGAAAAAGAAUGUAUAAAUAAAUUAUUAUAGGAAUCAAAACAAAA